This is a messenger RNA of Limanda limanda (common dab), 3574 nucleotides long. It is a transcript of the gene map7d1a, whose product is annotated as MAP7 domain containing 1a. Gene Ontology annotation, biological process: microtubule cytoskeleton organization. The transcript has 19 exons. Gene Ontology annotation, cellular component: microtubule cytoskeleton. Lineage: Eukaryota; Metazoa; Chordata; Actinopteri; Pleuronectiformes; Pleuronectidae. Bases 276 to 2630 code for a protein of 784 amino acids. The record is from RefSeq and is a predicted model, not a curated record.
UGGAGGUGGAACCUUCUCCCUUUGAUCCUCGACCUGUUUCCUCCAUUUAAAAACUCCUCGGACCCGUCGCUGCUCCUCUGCUCCUCCGGCAGCACCUCCUCACAGACCCGGACCCGCCACCUCCUCCUCGGACCCGGGUUUGGUGGUUCUAUUCCCCCCCCCCACCCUGGACGUCGGGUGCAGCCGGACUGGAGCAACUUUUUACCCCCCUCCCCACCUCCCAUACAUCCAGCCCGGGGAAUGAGAGGAAGCCCAGCACCGAGCCGCAUGUUGGAAUGAACAAAAGAGAGGAAACCAUGGAGGGAGCAGCGCUGCCAGGAGCCACAUCUCCCUACUCCGAUCUGGACACAAACCCCACAAGGCCUGACCCAGAGGGGGAGAGCAGCCCCCCGACCUCAGACAACACCAAGAGGAUGGAGUCUCCAGCUAAGAAGGAUGUUGACCGAAGGCUGAGUACCCCCAGAAAAUCUGACAUCAUGCCCAGAUCACCUGCAUCACCUGCACCCAGGUCGAAACAAGACGUCAUAAAGGCAGACGAGAGACAGAAGCUCGCCAAGGAGCGGAGAGAGGAAAAGGCCAAAUAUCUGGAAGAGCUCAGCAAGUUACAAGCUGCCAAAAAGUCCCAGUGGCUGGAGAAAGAGGAGAAGGCCCGGCAGCUGAGGGAGCAGCAGCUGGAGGAGCGCCGCAGGAAGCUGGAGGAGCAGCGGAUCAAGACGGAAAGACGGCGAUCUGCCCUGGAGGAGAGACAAAAGCAGAAACAGGAGAAGAACAAAGAACGCUACGAGGCAGCCAUCCACAGGUCGACCAAGAAGACGUGGGCAGAAAUCCGCCAGCAGAGAUGGUCAUGGGCCGGUGCGCUCAGCCAGAACUCCAGCCAGAAAGAAGGCAGAUGCUCUGUGUCAACGGUCAACCUCCCCAAACACGUGGACUCUGUUAUAAACAAGCGACUGUCCAAGUCCUCCGCCACGCUCUGGAUCUCCCCCGGCAGAACCCGCAGCCUGGCUCUGAGUCCAUGGGAGAGCAGUAUAGUCGACCGGCUGAUGACACCGACGCUGUCUUUCAUCGCCAGAAGCCGCAGCGCCGCCAGUGUCCUCAGCAAUGGCAAAGAUGGUCAAUCUCCUCUCUGCCCCCGUUCGUACUCAGCCAGCCCCCUCACCAUGUGCGCCCACCAGCCCCACCAUCGCUGCUCCGAGCGCUGGAGGGUCACGUCCAGCACACCGGACAUCACCCAGCGCCAGCCCAGACGGAGCUCCACACCGAUGGAUAAAAACAAGAAAGAAAAGAGAGACAAAGAACGAGAGAACGAGAAGGAGAAAAAUAUGCUGACUAAGGAGAAGGUGCUGAAGAAGAGACAGUCUCUACCGAGCAUGAGACACAGACCUGAUCCAAGUCCAAGUCCUUUAUCAAGACAGCGGCCGUCAUCCCCAGCCACGCCCAAGGGCAGAACGGCCUCCCCCAGCCCGGCUGCCUCCCCCAAGCCUCCAUCAACCCGGGGAAGCCCGUCGACUCCCAAGGCCCGGCCCAAAAGAGCCAGGACCCCUGCCAGGGUAGACCACCGGACCUCCUCCCCUGUCCCGCUUGAGAGAGUGAGGGAGCCUCGCAGGCCCGCCACCCCCGAGCAGAGAAAGGGUUCCCCUGUGGUUCCUGCCAUCGUAGUAUCCUCAGCUGCUCCCUCAACUCACGCAUCGAGCACGCCAGUCCCAGCCAGAGCCUCACCUGAGCCGAGCCACUCGGCUUCCUCUGCCUCCGCAGCGUCGCCAACGCCCUCUCCUUCAGGCAAGCCCAUGGCGGGCACCAACGACCCUGAGGAGGCGGGACGCAUCCUGGCGGAGAGACGCCGGCAGGCCCGAGACCAGAGGGACAGGGAUGAGAUAGAGCGGCGCGAACAGGAGGAGAAGGAGAGGGUCCUGAGAGACGAGCGAAUAGCCAGGGAGGCAGAGGAGAGCCAACUCCGGGAGGAGGAGGCCCGCGUCAUGGCGGAGGAGCAGCGGAAGAGAGACGAGGUCCAGCGGCUGCAGGAUGAGAAGGAGGAAGAGGAGAGAGCCCAGGCCGAGCAGGAGGAGAACCUGCGCCUGCAGAAACAGAAAGAGGAGGCUGAGGCUAAAGCCCGGGAGGAGGCGGAGAAGCAGCGUCUGGAGAGGGAGAAACACUUCCAGAAGGAGGAGCAGGAGAGGCUGGAGAGGAAAAAGCGUCUGGAUGAGAUCAUGAAGAGGACCCGCAAGACGGAUGCAGGCGAGAAGAAAGAAACAAAGUCCUCGCCACUUGCACAUGUCAACGACAAAGAAGCAGAGAGCAGCAAAGUUGCUGACUACCAGCCAAAGCCAGAGGUCACUGUCCCCAAUAACAAAACAGAAAAUGGACAAACUCAUGUCAACGAAAGCAGCCCUUCAGUCCAAGUGGUCAACGGGCUCCAGUCCAUGAGACAUGAGAACGGCCUCUCCACUAAAGGAGACCCCUCCCACUUUGAGGAUAUCCUCCACCUCGCCAACCACGGAAACACCACUAACGGAGCGCGGGUCAGUUCCCAGACCAGCAUGGCCACUGAGCCGAUCCUCACGUUUGAAAAUGAGGAGUCGUUCAUGAAGAAGGCCGGCCCCAUGAAGCCGCAGCAUGUUGCAGAGGUCCUGUGACAUGUUCCAGUGUUGAAGCGCUCGUCACCCAAGGCCACUGACCUUUCGUAGCCCUGCCAUUGCUGGCGUGGGCGGCGGGAGCCCCCCCGUGACCUGUGCCAAUCAACAACCUUCUUCUCAGCUCGGGAGAGCGAACACGUCUCUGAAGAUAAAGUGGCCACAGAAGAUGAUGACCAAGCAUCAGAGGACGGAGGAGACAAGGAAAGGAGAGGCUGCAGGUUGCAACACGGGUGCAUCAGUGUUCACAUUUGUAAAGAUCCCUGUGGCACCGACUCCAGGCACCUUAUUACUCCACAGUGUCAUCUUCUGUACAUUACAGUGCAGCUGAGUAAUUAUUAUGAUAAGCUGAAAAAAAAAGAAGCAUUUGAUUUCUUUGGUCUUUAGCUAUUUAACUGAGAGAGGAAUAUGAAAAGAGUGGGUACAUUUUUGUGAAUAAUGUAAAUUAACUUUUGUGUUGUCGGACAAAGGAGGAAAGAGUUUGUGGAUUUCAGAAUGAAAGGGAGUCAGGCUUCAGUAAAAAACCCAGGUAUUCCACAUCCUGGUCUGUAAAAAGCUUCAUGCAUCAGAUUUUUGUAAAGUUAAACUGAGAAAUCUGGAGAGAUUUGAAAUGUUAGCUCACAUGCAACGGCUUCUUACUGCGUGUAAACAUACACAUUUAUGUUCAGAUUGAUUGUAUGCAGAUUGGAUGUAAUGAUUGUGCAACAUUUACAAUUAAGAAAUCACAAGUGAUCCGAGGUGAGAUCCCUGAAAACAGGGAUUUACUGCAUUAUUUAACAGUAUUUCACAUGUGCAAGCAUGACUCAUUUCUCUCGUUUGCAUUGAGAUGUCGUGGACUCGUGUGUAUUUGAAAUGCUGGCGCGUGUAAAUGCUACAAAUAUAUUUUGAUGUGUGUUACAAGGUCAGUGGGAGUAUCUUAAGUCUUAUUAAAGACAAGCUGUCCAGUC